CCAACACCUUUUUCAGAAGUAAGCACCAAUCAAAGUGUUUCAUAUUCCAGACCCGCGAAUUUCCGCAAGGUUCUUAGCGCGCAGACCACUUUCCUCGUCUGAUUAGGUGAUUGUGCAUGGAAGCAAGGUCUUUUGUAGAAAAGGUUAUUGUCCACACGAAGGGACAUCAGUAACAUUCUACUAGGACCUGCUGAAAGUUACCUUUUAAUUGGGCAAACUGUAAAGUAAGCCAAAGUCAAGGCCGGAGUUUGUAGAAGGUUAUGGCUGCAAGGAGACAAGCUUUACGAGAAAUAACUCGAAGUGGUUCUCAAGGAAGUUCAGAGGUACGAACUCCCAACAACGAACACAACAUUAACUUUAAUUGGUUACCCACACCAACUUCUCCAGAAGAAGAAGUAAUUCGUCAACGUGGACGAAGACAGGUGACACAGAGUUUCCUUAUGGACUGUUUCUCUUCACCUAAAGGAACCCCUAGACUCAGAUCCGAGAUGCGUGGAGAAACACCCCCGAAAACACCAUCCAAAUCUCCCAAUAAAUCAAGGACUCCACAAAAAUCAAGUCCUUCUUCCACUAAGAUUUUGGCAACCCCCACCCGCACUUCUCCACGAAAACGUUUGAAUCUAUCUCAAGAUACUCCAGAUAGUGACACAAGUGGUUUCUUGGGGUUUUCGAGAAGCAAAAGAACUAUGACCCAGUCCAAAAAAACAAAAAUUCAACGAAAAACCCCUCCAGGGAUCAACGUUGAUGUGGCACUAAAAGCUUUAAGUCAUAACCAAUUGAUUGAACUACUUCAGGAACUAAUGACUUCUAUUCCUGACCUGAAGAAGGUUGUUGGGGAACGUUUGCCAAGCCCAGAUCUUCAACCCCUAGAGAAAAAUCUAAAUAACCUCCAGCGUAACAUAUACAAGUCUUUCCCAAACACGAGGUGGGGCUCUAAUAGAGAUGAUUUUUGUUAUCGUAGAGUUCGCACUCAUCUAGAAGCUUUUAAGAAAGCAUGUAUACAGCAAGGACGACAACUAAUAGAGAGCCAACAGUGGGGAGCUGCUGUAGACUAUGUCAUGCUAGCUUGGAGCUAUGUUAGACAUUUGCCAGAUUGGGAUGAGUCUACUCACAACUGUAUCAAGGCCCAGUGUUUUAAAACUUUAUCAACACAGUGUAUGACAUCUGUAAAGAAGAUGGCAAUGGAUAUUGAUGAAGUGGAAGACAUUGUUGAAAGAUUGCAAGAAAUGGUUCAGGACAGUGAAACCAUCUUGCCCUGUUUGAAGUACUCCCAGAGUCUACUAGAGAAGUUCAAAUGAUCCUAAGAUUUCCUUGUUUUGUUCCGAGACAGAUCUGCAUUGUGGAUUCAAUUAACGAGUUUCUAUAAAGUCUCUAGUUGGAUAAAAAUGAUCCCCCCUACAUGGUUCUGAAAGUUUAGUUUAGGGUAUGUUGAUAAACAUCUGACAGAGAGAGAAAUUCCUGCCUCAUUUCUAUUUGUUGUGUUUUAUAUUUCAUUUAUAAGUGCUUUAACUUUAAACAUUUUCAAUCUGAUAAACUUUAAAAAACAAUUCCAUUAUUCUUGAGUCACCAGUCACCUUACUUACAAUGGUGAUUGUUUUUAAACAAAGUUUGUAUUUCUUUUAAAUCAAAUUUAGAAGAUGCUUGUUAGAGGACUAUUUGUUUUUAUCCUUAUUUCAUUUUUAACAAUGUGAUUAACAGUGCAAGGUUGAGUGAAUGAAUUAUUAAAUGUUUAAAUAUAGCACACCUUUUGCACAUUUAACAAUAUUUUCUUCCUAUAGUAAAGCACUUAAUUAAUAAAUGACAUGGUGUUUUAAUUGUGAAAUCUUUAUAAUAAGUUAUCCAUUUUCUGUUGAAUUAUUUGAUGGUGUACUGCCAGAAUAAUGAGACGUCACACUGCAACUAAUUUUAUAAAAUUCCAAAUACAUUAGUAAAAACAUUAAUCUGAAGCUUACUUAAUAUUGAAUGAUUUUAACUCAAAACUAUCAGAGAAAAACUUGUAAACAAGCAGGUAUUUUUCUUUUAAACAGAAACAGUAAGAAAAAGUAGGUUUGUCGUAUUGAACUUUGGAAUGUUUUUAAACAACUUCAUUUAAUGUACAAUGCAUACUAUUGUGAUGAAUUGUGGUGUUUUUUUAUACAGAAUUUUACUUCUGUAUUGACUAAGAGUAUGUUAUUAAACAAUUUUAUUUGUUAUGCAAAAUUAUUUGUUGUGUUGAACAAUUUCCUUCACUGUACAGAUCUAUUGUAUUGAACUGUGGUGUGUGUGUGAAUAAAAAAUAAACUCCAUUUGAAACACACUUUUUUUUCUACUGGCAUUUUAAAAUGAUCAUUAAAAAUGUAUGUAAUUGAAGGUUAUGAGAACGAAGAAAAUUCUACAUUUUAAAAUAUGCUAAAUCAACAGAAAUACAUUAUUUUAAAACUUGUAUGUGGAAAAUUAUAUUUUAAAACCUUGUAGGUGUUCAUGUUCAAAGGUAUAACAAUAGAGCAAUGUCAUUUUCAAAUUAUCUUCAAAACUUUGUACUGUGGUAAGUCAUAAUAAAUUUUGUCAAAAACAAGCAGGCUAAAAAUAUUAUUGAACUUGGUGAUAUCUUGACAGUUGGAGAUGUAAAGUCUGUAAUGUGCCUUGGUGUUAC
This is a messenger RNA of Limulus polyphemus (Atlantic horseshoe crab), 2632 nucleotides long. RefSeq lists its product as uncharacterized. Lineage: Eukaryota; Metazoa; Arthropoda; Merostomata; Xiphosura; Limulidae. The record is from RefSeq and is a predicted model, not a curated record. The transcript has 8 exons. Gene Ontology annotation, cellular component: nucleus. Gene Ontology annotation, biological process: nuclear protein quality control by the ubiquitin-proteasome system; proteasome localization. The coding region runs from base 261 to 1298 and encodes 345 amino acids.